Cottoperca gobio is the source of this 3381-nucleotide messenger RNA. RefSeq names its product heterogeneous nuclear ribonucleoprotein D (gene hnrnpd). The transcript is spliced from 7 exons. Gene Ontology annotation, biological process: regulation of gene expression. Lineage: Eukaryota; Metazoa; Chordata; Actinopteri; Perciformes; Bovichtidae. Gene Ontology annotation, molecular function: RNA binding. The coding region runs from base 334 to 1227 and encodes 297 amino acids. Gene Ontology annotation, cellular component: chromatin; nucleoplasm. The record is from RefSeq and is a predicted model, not a curated record.
UCUGCUAAAUAAUAAACAGUCGAAGAAGAAGCAAACGAAAAGGGGCUGCGAUGAAAACAAAACGACGCUCACAAAUAACCCCUUUUAUUAUAGCUACUGAAACUAAAUUUUGCCUUUAUGAAACACACUUUUGCAUAAAUUCAGACUAACUUUACAAUUUAAUUCACGUGGACAAACUAAAUAGCGUGAUCUAUUUAACGUCAAGAGUAACAGAUAACGAUAUAUGAUAUUAGCUUAGCCUUAGCUGUCAACUGACAAGACAACUAGCUUAGCUUCUGUAGGCAAUUUUGACAGCUUGACUUUUAACGACAACUUUUUUUAAAAGACAAAACGAUGUCGGACGAUUAUGAAUUCAGCGAUGACACAACCAUGAUGCGAAUGGAAGAGGAUGGGGAGGCAAACAGCGAUGACCCGAUGUCUGCGGCCGGGGACUGUGGCCUGAUGGGGGGCGAGGCCGAGGGAUCGAAAAUUGACGCCAGUAAAAACGAGGAGGAUGAGGGGAAGAUGUUUGUAGGAGGGCUCAGCUGGGACACGACUAAGAAGGACCUGAAAGAUUACUUUUCCAAGUAUGGCGAGGUUGUAGACUGCACUUUAAAACUGGACCCAAUGACUGGCCGUUCAAGGGGCUUUGGCUUUGUGCUCUUCAAGGAACCUGAUAGUGUUGACAAGGUUGCCACACAGAAGGAACAUAAACUCAAUGGAAAGGUCAUUGACCCCAAAAAAGCCAAGGCCAUGAAGAGCAAGGAGCCGGUAAAGAAGAUCUUUGUUGGCGGUCUCUCUCCAGACACUCCUGAAGAGAAAGUCAGAGAGUACUUUGGUGCCUUCGGAGAGGUGGAGUCGAUUGAACUUCCCAUGGAGAACAAAACAAACAAAAGAAGAGGCUUCUGCUUCAUCACAUUCAAAGAGGAGGAUCCCGUUAAGGGGAUCAUGGAGAAAAAGUACCACAACAUUGGACUCAGCAAGUGUGAAAUAAAAGUGGCGAUGUCGAAGGAACAGUACCAGCAGCAGCAGUACUGGGGGGGCAGAGGUGGAUACUCACCCAGCUCUCGAGGAAGAGACGGUGGUCCCAAUCAAAAUUGGAACCAGGGUUAUGGCAACUACUGGAAUCAAGGCUAUGGCAAUUAUGGCAAUUAUGGUUACAGUGAGCAAGGAUAUGGAGGAUAUGAUUACCCUGGCUACAACAACUACUACGGAUAUGGUGACUACAGCAAUUUUGUGCCACACUAGUAGAUCAAUCUGGUGGAUAUGGCAAGUCGCCACGACGUGGUGGUCACAUCAACAGUUACAAGCCGUAUUAAUGGAGGAAACUCAUCUUCAAGUAGGUAUGUAAAGACCAAAAUGCACCUCUUUCUUUUAACUUGAAGUAGUUAUAUUUAAUUUGCUGUUUGGUAACAUUAUGUUUAAUUUCCUCUUGUAAAUUUCUUUUUCUCAGCACCCUCAAGUGCUUUACAGUAGUGGUAACAUAGAGGCUACACUCUUGUGGCGAUUAUUUUAACAGCUGGCCUUCUGCUGCCUCUUUUGCACCUUCUUUUUUUUUUUUUUUUUUUUUAACUGUUAAGUUAACAGGUAAAGUACUGCUACUACAGUAAAUGGAUGCCAAAGUUAAGGAUGUGCAAGGAAACAGAAAAGGAAGUAUGUUGUCUCCUAACUCUGACAUACCUUGUUUGUACCUGCCAGCGGAGCUUCCUUGCAGGCCAUGAGCUGACUCCCAGAUACUCUCAGGGCCCGCUCAAUGCGGACCGGGUACGAGAAGCAUACGCUCUCGAAUGCUGCCAUUUGGUAUGGUCUUACAACAUCCUGUAUCAGCAUUUCUAAACUAAACAAUAUGGGACACGUCCAGCUUUGUCAUCUUUCUUUCCAUUUUAAUUUCUUUGCAACUGUUUGUAAUGUAAAACUUAAAAUAUACACAUGUAAUUGUCAUUUUUUACAGGCCCUUACUCCCCCACAAGUAAUGAUUUUCUAAACAUGUAAAAAUAACUAUUUGCUUUUCAAAGGAUACGUACAGCAUUCUCUGGACUUUCCAGUUCCUAUUGUUAACAUAUGCAUUCCUAAUCUUAUCUAAAAUGCUUGUUUCUUUAUUUAGCUCUUGUAGCCAGUAGUCCAUGAGCUAAAACUUGGUUUGUAUUUGGAAGAGACUGUGUCGGGGGGGAUGAAGUGCUUUACUUUGUGUACAUGUAUUGCUCUGUUUUGUGUUACUGACAGCGAUGGAAAAGACUCCUCUUUUGUAAUUUUUUUUCCUGUAACAACACAUUUUCUCUUAUAACCUUUUGUAAAACAAGAAGAAGUUUCCUGAAAUUUGCAUGUAAUGUUUUCUUUAAUGUGUAUUUUUUUUGACCAAUCGAAGGUUUCUUCCAUUUAGUAUUUUCACUUCUUCAAUUUAUUGCACUUCAGGAUUUCUCUUUUUUUUUUUUAAACUGUAAAAUGUUAAAAUAAUUUGUUCUCACUUUGUUUGUUUUUUACAUCGGACAUUAUAAACACGGGGGAUUCCUUUUUAUUUAUAAUUGAGCAGUUCUUUGUUCAUCAAUAGCUGAUUUGUUUUUGUUUGUUUCUCGCAGGUUUCAGUGAUGAAAGGCAGCAGUGGGCUGGUGGAGCCAGACCGACGAAGGUAUCCAGCAAACAUCACUAGCUGAUUGUAAGAACAUAAUGAAGAGCACUUUGACCUACACUACAUUUCCUCGUCAUUUACCGGAGUAUUUGUUGUGUUUUUAAACGUUUUUGGUGUUUUGCAUUUAUUUAGAUUGCUGCACAGUUUUUUAGCAGUCUGCGCUCCUCAUCCCUUCCUGUUUUUGUAUUUAAUGUUCUCAAAUGCUGUUUGUGAAAUGGCUUCAUUUAUUACAACUGAAAUGUGUUUGAUUGGUUGGAGCAGAUCACAUAUAUAUAUAUAUAUAUAUAUAUAUAUAUAUAAAUAUAAACAGUAUUGUGGUAGCAAAUAAUGCAUCAAAUGCGUUGAUACAAUGUAUCCCCUUUAUAAUAAUCAUCAGCCAUAUAAUACAUAUGUUAUUACAGAGUUUGACAGUCAUAGACAUACAGUAUAUAUAGAUAUAUAUCUAUAUAUAUAUACAGCUAAUUGGACAUAAAGAUAAAAUAAAAAAUAAACACUCAUUUGGAUUUGUGAUCCUUCAUGAAACAUUAGUAUUGAGUCACAUGUUAACGACUGUUGGAGUGUUCAAGGAAGUGUUUUAGCCAAGUUUCCAGCAAUAUAAGCUCAACAUUUAAUCUUCUCAUCACAAGCUUAUCGCAGAACAACCUAAUCAAUAAGAUUGCACAUGUUACAAAAAUCAUGUACCCGUUAAAUUGACAUUAAUAUUUCUUGAAAUGAUCUGAGACUUUCUCGUGAGUGCAAUUAAAUGCUGCAAUGCUCAAUAAAAGAGGUGAGCUUUA